AUGAACGCUCAACCGAUCGAUACCGGCCCGGCCGGUGAGGAAUGCUUGAAUGUGGCUGAAUUCUACCGUGGUGCGACUGUCCUCGUUACGGGCGGUACCGGAUUCAUCGGGAAAGUGCUGGUGGAAAAGCUGCUGCGAUGCUUCGAUGUGAAAAAGAUCGUUCUGCUGAUCCGCCGUAAAGGGAAUGCGAGUCCUGCAGAUCGGCUACACAGGAUGCUCGAGGGACCGAUAUUCGACACCCUGCGUAGCACGGUUCCAGAUGCAAAGGAUCGUCUCCGUCGAGUGGUAGCGAUGGAUUCGGCUUUUGAGUGUGAAAAUAUCGUAGAUGAUGUCGACAAGGCAAAGCUUUGCAAUGAAGUACAGAUCAUCUUCCACGUGAUGGCGUCCAUCCGCUUUGACGAAGAGCUCGAUGAUGCGAUCGCGAUGAAUGUUACAGCCACCAGAAGGUUGUACGAACUCGCAAGCGCCAUGGCAGACCUGCGCUCGAUCGUGCACGUAUCAACGUUCUAUUCAAACUGUGAUAAGAAGCACAUCGCUGAGCGCAUUUACGACGACGUCCCGUACGGUGGGCUAGAGCACAUCCAGCACUUUCUAAAGGGCCUUGAAGCACCAGAGAAACAACAGCUGACCAAGCUCGUCCUGGGCACGAUGCCCAACACGUACGUGUUCACGAAGAAGUGCGCCGAAAGCAUGAUCAAGAGCACUUUUUCGGAGCUUCCGAUCGGUGUGUUCCGGCCACCGAUCGUGAUCUCGAGCUACCGUGAACCGGAACCGGGCUGGGUGGACUGUUUCCACGGAGCGACCGGUCUUUGGGUGCCGAUGGUGCUCGGGAAGACGAUCUGGUACUUUGGCGAGCCGGAUUGCAAGCCAUUUAUGACUCCCGUCGAUCAGACGGUAGCGGGUAUGAUCGCGGCAGGCUGUGACAUCUACCGACGUCGAAGCCUGAUCCUUCCGGUCGAGAAACCGCUUCCGGUGUACAAUUACGCCUUCGCAGAGAACGCCUUCCCGUUCCGAGAUUACGUUGGGCUUGUUAGCUCAGGUCUUGCGAAUCCGGUGGAUCGAUUGCUCAGCCGAAUACGCGUGCGUAUAAGCCCGUGGAGAAUUUUCCCCAAAAUCCUGCUCUGGCUGAUGACGUUCCAAGCGCGAGUUGCCGACGAGGUGUUGGCGUGGUUCGGAAAGCGUGGCAGCAACGUUAAGAUCCUGUCCGCCAUCUCGUCACUAGCGGACGCGGUUGAGUACUUCCGGUGUCGCAUGUGGACGACAGAAAACGGCAACGUGCGGCGGAUGCUGGCGUUGUUAUCGCGCGAUGACGCCGAACGGCUCGAGUUUGACGGCGAUCGGAUCGAUUGGAAGGAUUACCACAAAUCGUACGCCAAGGGCAUCGCAAGGGAGCUAAUGCGAAAAAACCUCCAAAGGCAGCAGCACAGGAAGUCCGCGAUGGCGAAAAGCAGUUAGACUGAUGAGCUGCAGAAACUGCUCGAUUCGCCAAAGAGCCACUGUUAAACUUCGUAUCAGCGUGCUUUCAUCGCGUCGAAAUGGAUCGUUAC
Messenger RNA from Anopheles nili, 1547 nucleotides. RefSeq names its product putative fatty acyl-CoA reductase CG5065. Lineage: Eukaryota; Metazoa; Arthropoda; Insecta; Diptera; Culicidae. The coding region runs from base 1 to 1455 and encodes 484 amino acids. Gene Ontology annotation, cellular component: peroxisome. Gene Ontology annotation, molecular function: alcohol-forming very long-chain fatty acyl-CoA reductase (NADP+) activity. The record is from RefSeq and is a predicted model, not a curated record. Gene Ontology annotation, biological process: long-chain fatty-acyl-CoA metabolic process. The transcript has 5 exons.